Messenger RNA from Gavia stellata (red-throated loon), 993 nucleotides. RefSeq names its product sperm-associated antigen 4 protein-like. Gene Ontology annotation, biological process: nuclear envelope organization. The transcript is spliced from 9 exons. Gene Ontology annotation, cellular component: meiotic nuclear membrane microtubule tethering complex; nuclear envelope. The coding region runs from base 1 to 993 and encodes 330 amino acids. The record is from RefSeq and is a predicted model, not a curated record. Gene Ontology annotation, molecular function: protein-membrane adaptor activity. NCBI's taxonomy places the organism in Eukaryota, Metazoa, Chordata, Aves, Gaviiformes, Gaviidae.
AUGACGGAGCGGGCUACCGUGUCUGUGUCUUUGUGGGACACUGUAGUAACCACGGGGUACCCCAGUACAAUAGAGGCCAAGGGGCCAAAGCCUCGCUUGGUCUUCAGCCCUGCUUACCGCCUGGCAAUGGCCAUGCUCUCCCUCCAGAGAAGCCUCAGCACAGGCAUCUCCACCCUGAAAGACAUCAUCACCCUGAAAAAGGGGAGGCUCUUCACGAUCCUCUUCUGGAUGAGCCUAGCUGCUCUCGGCUUGGAGGCUCCGGGAGGGGCUGGGCAGCUCUCUGACAAGAUCUGCUUUCCCGGUGUCUGCAGGAACACGCUCGCUCUGUGGGGGGAACAAUCGCAACAGAUGCAACAGCUGAGGGAUGAGGUGGCACGCCUGGCUGCAGAGAUCGGCACUAUGAAGAAGGAAGUUCAGCAAAUGAGGGAGGCAGUGUCUGCAACCACACAGAUGUCUGACUGGGCUCUGAAAAGUGCAGGGGCUGCCAUCGACCUGCACAGAUCAUCCAGCAGCUCUGCAUGGCUCUGCAGGGUGUUUUGGUUCCUGUGUGCUCCACACGUUCUGGAUACCUUUGUGCAGACGGAUGCUUCCCCGGGAUAUUGCUGGCCUUUCCAAGGGUCUGGGAGUGAGGUGCUAAUCCGGUUGCCUGCACAAGUACGACCAACGGCCGUCACCGUACAGCACGCCUCCAAGAUAGCCUCUCCGCUGGAGACUGUCAGUAGCGCUCCCCGAGAUUUCACGGUCUCUGGACUGGAUGAGGAAGGCGAGGAUGAAACUCUGCUGGGGACAUUCACCUACGCCGUGCACAAAGAGCCCACCCAGACCUUCCCUCUGCAGAAUGGGAACCCCAGAGCCUUUCGGUUUUUGAAACUUGGCAUACAGAGCAACUGGGGAAAACCAGGAUACACCUGCAUUUAUCGCGUGCAGGUGCAUGGGAAGAUCGUGGGAUCGAGUGCCAUCGGCCAGACACGUGUGGAGACCCUCCCUCACUAA